Molecule: messenger RNA, 1470 nt
Organism: Phaethon lepturus (White-tailed tropicbird)
Lineage: Eukaryota; Metazoa; Chordata; Aves; Phaethontiformes; Phaethontidae
Gene: ZNF395
Product: zinc finger protein 395
Exons: 10
Coding region: 1-1470 (489 amino acids)
Biological process (GO): regulation of transcription by RNA polymerase II
Cellular component (GO): nucleus
Molecular function (GO): DNA-binding transcription factor activity; RNA polymerase II cis-regulatory region sequence-specific DNA binding
Source: RefSeq, a predicted model, not a curated record
AUGGCGAGCGUGCUGUCCAGGCGCCUGGGGAAGCGCUCCCUGUUAGGCACCCGUGUCUCUGCCCCCAGCGCCUUGGCCGAGGGGGUGCUGGUGGCCACCCAGAUCCCCGGCUUGCAGACCGACCUUGGCCGGGUGUCUGCCCACGUGGUGCCACGAGAGGAAGGAUCCUGCGCGCUGGCAGCAGAGGAGAGCAGCCAGGCACCCAGGUUUCCCAGCCCCGGCCGCCGGCAGCUCCACGCCGGGCAGCAAGUCCUGGUCACUUACAACGGGCAGGAGUGCGCUGGCCUCGUGGAGCAGCACAACCCGCUGAGCGACAAGGUGAAGGUGCUGCUGCCGGAGCAGGGUUUGCAGGCGUGCUGGAGGGCACAGGACGUGCCCGUCGGUCCUGGCCCUGCCGAAGUGCUGCAAAGAUCCGUAUCCAGCAAUAUCGAUGUACCGAAGAGGAAAGCCGACGCUGCUGUGGAGAUGGAUGAGAUGGUGGCAGCCAUGGUGCUGACGAGCCUUUCCUGCAGCCCCAUAGUGCAGAGACCUCCCACCGGUGAGAGUGGACUCCCCCCCUCACGGGUGGCGUGCGAUCCCUGGAAGGAGAGCGGCGAUGUCUCGGACAGCGGCAGCAGCACCACCAGCGGGCACUGGAGCGGGGGCAGCGACAUCUCCACCCCUUCGCCCCCUCACCCUGCAGGCAGCCCCAAGUACUCCAGCGAGGCCCUGAGCUCCCCCCAGGUGGAUGAUGGCUUCGACACUGACUCUGACCCCUUUCUCCUCGAUGAACCCGCUCCACGCAAGAGAAAGAACUCUGUGAAAGUGAUGUACAAGUGCCUGUGGCCAAGCUGCGGCAAAGUCCUGCGCUCCAUCGUCGGCAUCAAGCGGCACGUCAAGACCCAGCACCUCGGGGACGGCGCAGACUCCGACCAGCGGAAGAGGGAGGAGGAUUUCUACUACACUGAAGUGCAGGUGAAGGAAGAGCCGGCACCAGAGGUGGCCAUCACCGCCGCCAGCCCCACAUCUGUGUCCGCUCCCAUCAUCAUCCAGCAAGCCCUGGCAAAGCCGGAGGCGUUGCUGGUGGAGCAGCAGGCGCUGGAGCCUGCCCUGGCCAGCAGUGCCCUGAGCCAGUCUGCCCCCAGCUCCUUCUGGCACAUCCAGGCUGAUCACGCCUACCAGGCAUUGCCAUCAAUCCAAAUUCCAGUGUCCCCCCACAUCUUCACCAGCAUCAGCUGGGCCACUGCCACCUCAACUCUCCCGUCCCUGUCACCGGUGCGGAGCCGGUCGCUCAGCUUCAGCGAACCCCAGCCACCAACGCCAAUGCUCAAGUCCCACCUGAUCGUCGCCUCGCCACCCAGGGUGUCCAUCGGCACCAGGAAAGUCCGCGGUGAAGCCAAAAAGUGCCGUAAGGUUUAUGGCAUCGAGCACCGGGAUCAGUGGUGUACAGCCUGCCGGUGGAAAAAAGCCUGCCAGCGCUUCCUGGACUGA